AUGGGCCUCAUCGACAGAAUCAAGGCAAAAAUGGAAAUCCGCCGGCUGGAGCAACGCUACACCCGGCGAGAAAAACGCAGCACCUUCAUCUCGGGAGCGCAAUACGUCGAUGGCGAAUACGUCUACAACCACAACACGGGAGGAAGCAGUAGUGCAAAUUCCUCCAGCAGUAUUGGAAGC
Messenger RNA from Sphaerulina musiva SO2202, 180 nucleotides. RefSeq lists its product as uncharacterized. NCBI's taxonomy places the organism in Eukaryota, Fungi, Ascomycota, Dothideomycetes, Mycosphaerellales, Mycosphaerellaceae. The record is from RefSeq and is a predicted model, not a curated record. The transcript has a single exon. The annotation marks the transcript as partial.